AUGCGCUCCUCAGUCUGUUUACUUGAGCCCAACAUGCUGGUGCUUGCAGGACUAUUCCUGCUACUUUGUAUCGUCAACAUCAUACAUUUUCCCCGUCAAGCAUCACCGACCGGCUCGUUAUCGUUGACACCAACGCAUGCUCGGUGGGGUGUAUUGGGCCUUCUGUGCUCUGUAGCAUGCUCAAUAUCCUCUGCAAUUUCCAUCCAAGAGACAGAUACUUGCAGCAGGACGAGCUAUAUCACAGUUUCUCUGUGGGUAACCCUUUACUUGGCCGCUUUCCCUUGUCGCUUGAUCUUUUUCAGAAAUGCGACACUCCUGAGCCUUGCAAUCUUUUUGACAACGAACGUGCCUCGUCAACUAUAUCCCAUGAUAUGGCUUGAAGUCCCACUAAGUCCUAGUUUCUCGCUAUUGGAUACAAUCCACUUAGUGACGGGCUUUGGAAGUGCCAUCGUGCUUCCUGUCAUCUCGCCAAAUCCAUACACCCCAAGCAAGGGUGUUCGUCACCCGUCAGAAUCUUGUUCCCUCCUUUCCCGAUGGUGGCUUUACAAUUGGGUCAGUCCACUAGUGACAACUGGCUACCAAAGCAAUGGCUCCAUCCACAAGGAGGAUCUUUUCUCACUUCGUGAAGAGAACUCAGUGGAGUCCUGGCAGCAGGAAUAUAACAGCCAUUGUCAUGUAUCGGUGCCCUUCAGAGCCAUGCUUUGGAGGUUGUUUCGCUCCAGACUGGCUUCAAUGGCUCUUUUUGCAGGCCUCUGUGGCUUUUUCGAGCUCCUUGGAACAGUCGGCUUGUAUCAACUUCUGCUUUUCAUUCAGACACCCUCUGACGCAAAUCUCCAACCGUGGUUCUCAAUAGUACUAUUUGGUUUUUCUCCAAUCAUUCGUGGUAUAUGCAUGCAGACUUUCGAAUAUUACUCCACUCAUACAAUUGGAGACUGGAAGGCCUUUAUUGUGACAGCGGUUCACCAAAAAUUGACCAGGCUCGAAGCAAAUGCGAAGCUCGAUAUUGGUCAAUUACAAAGCAUUGUUUCAGUUGAUAUUGACAGACUGGGCACACUUCGAUACACCGCGAUGACUGCAUUCAUGGUCCCAGUCGAAUUCAUCACCGCCUCGGUGCUCCUGUACAGAGUCAUGGGGUGGUACUAUAUCCCUAGCCUGAUAUUUCUUCUUUUGACUAGAUAUCCCCUAUCUCGGUUCAUAAUAUCGGAGCAGACAAGGGUUCAGUCAGCAAUUGUACAGGCGACAGACAAACGAGUUACCCAAACAACUCAAAUCAUACGAGCGUUGAUACUGAUCAAAAUACUUGGGAAUGCCCAGGCUUUCAUAAGGAGAAUCAACGAUGCACGUUCACAUGAGCUGAAGGCUAUAUGGCUCAAGAUGCGUGUCAUCAUCCUCUCAGAAAGCCUUUCCUCUUCAUGUUCCUUCAUAGCCAUAACCCUCUGCUUAUGUGUUUUGACACUUGUAGGAGGACGGUCUCUGACACCGGAUAUUGUCUUUACGCUUGUUGCUGUCUUCAACAUCAUCAAGAGUAUGCUCAUGUUGAGUGUACUUGGUGCGGGUCAAUAUGCGCAGGCUAUGGUGAGCUUGCAACGAUUGAGCGGUUUCCUAGACCUUGAAGAAUUUGAGCAAGUGACAACCCCAGAGCAGUCCACUGCACAUGCUAAGGGUAAACAACCCGAUAAUAUGUUGGUUGUCACGCAAAUGACUAGAAGAUCCGAUGACAAUCACGAAAAUAUCGACUUUCAUCUUAUUGAUGGUGGUAUCAAUGUGAUCGCAGGAAAAACAGGCUCAGGGAAAACAUUAUUACUACACUCACUACUACUCGGCCGCUCUCAUACUCAACAUAGUAUAGGGCUGAAAAGGGCACAGUUUGAGCCAGUUGCAUAUGCAUCCCAGGAGCCUUGGCUACUGAGGGGUAGUAUUAGAGACAACAUCAUUUUUGGCACUCUACUUGAUCCAAAACGUUAUGAGCGCGUGCUCAAAGAUUGCGGUCUGGAGAAAGAUCUUGCAGCUUUCAAAAACGGGGACCUGAAGGAGGUGGGUGAAUGCGGCCGAAGUCUUUCUGGAGGUCAACGACAGAGAGUCGCCCUUGCCCGAGCUAUGUAUAUGGACGCCAGGGUUGUCAUCUUGGACGAUGUUCUCUCCGGUCUAGACCCAGACACCUUUGAGUGGAUAGUGACCAAGUGUGUGACGGGGUUGAGGCAACAAGAUCGGACUUUGAUUAUGGUCACGAAUAACCCCAGAAUACUCCAGGUUGCUGAUAUGAUUCUACAUAUGGAAAACGGCAGGAUUGCCCGGUUUGAGAAGAGUUUGUCGAAGAAUUAUACAUCCCAAAUGCCCAUCGUGGAAACGCUCGAUGGCCUCAAAUAUCUUCGCUUAUUCGGCAGUCGAUCUUUCAUCGCCUUGGCCUUGGUCUCUGCGGUAGUGGCCCAAGCAGUGGAAAUUGCGCUGUCUGCAUGGCUUUCCGUCUGGAGUGCCAAGUUGCUGAAUAGUGACAAUAGCAGUGGUGGCCUUUACUUGGGAAUCUAUACAGGUCUUGGAUGUGCUCAGCUUUUGAUCCUGGCAGUCUCGCUUUCUUUGUUAUACUCCGGUGCCUGGAGAGCUAGUCGUGAUAAAUAUCUGGAAAUGGUUAACACAAUUUUCGGAGCCACCUAUUCUUGGAUCUGGAAUACGCCGGUUGGGCAGGUCAUCAACCGUUGUUCAUCCGAUACCGCUAGUCUGGACGACACUUUAUUCAAGAACUUUCGUCCAGUCCUAGAGACAUGCUUGUCGAUUGGUCUCCGGAUCCUAACGGUGUCAUCGCUCAUCCCGCUAUUCUUACUUCCGUCAGUCCUGCUGACUGGAGCUGCACUCUAUGUGGGCUACCGUUAUCGUUUUGCAGCGACCGCCGUGAAACAUAUAUACGCUGCGAGCCUAACACCUUUACACCACAGCAUUGCAGAGUCUGCCUCAGGUCUUAUGACAAUACAUGCAUUCCGUGCGCAAAGAAUACUACAGACACGAUUCAAUGCGGCUGUUACGCACCAUGUCCAAGCAUGGAACGCAGUUAGUGAUCUUCAAAGGUGGUUGGCAGUCAGGAUGGACAUAUUCGUUGCCCUGAUCUCGAUCUCCGCAGCGACAUUGGCAGUUAUGCAACCGCAUCCAAGUGCUCCCGCCGUCGGUCUAAGUCUCGCUCUCACCACUGGGCUCUGCACCGCCCUUCUUUAUUUGGUUUAUCUAUCCAGUCUUCUGGAAGUGGAGAUGGCCAGUUAUUCUCGUAUCGACGAUUACAUUCAGGGACUUCCUCAGGAAGUCUCCGUUGAUAAUGAACCGACAGUGAAAGAGUGGCCAGCACAAGGUUUCAUUUACAUUGAAAACCUAGGGGCCAGCUAUGCUUUGGAUCAGGACGAAAUUCUAAAGGGUAUUGACCUUAAGAUCAAUCCCACUCAACGAGUUGCUGUUGUCGGGCGCACAGGAUGCGGGAAAACCUCUCUGGCAUUGAGCCUGCUGCGGCUCACAACUAGGACGCGUGGAACCAUAUCGGUCGAUGGCGUUGAUAUCGAGUCGCUCAAGGUGGAUAGGUUGCGACAAAGCAUCAACUUUAUCCCACAGGAUCCCACGCUGCUGGAUGGCACGAUACGUUUCAAUUUGGAUUUCAAUGGGGAAUAUGACGAGACUUACCUACAAUCUGUGUUGGAUGACGUGGCGGGAACAAGAAGAUGGAAGCCGGAUGACAUUGUUGAGCUGAACGGGAGAAAUUUCUCACAAGGCGAGCGACAACUCAUCACCCUCGCACGAGCUAUGGUAAGCAAACAAAAGAUUGUCAUUCUCGAUGAGGGAACUGCUAGUCUCGACAAAGAAAGCGAAGAUCGCAUCAUGGCUAUCCUACGGACCCGUUUCAAGGAUUGUACGGUCAUAGCCAUCACACACAGGUUACACAGCAUCCUCGAUUUUGACCAAGUCCUCGUAAUGGAAGAUGGUCGGAUAAUAGAGGAGGGAAAUCCUCGCCAGCUCCUUGAUGAAAGCGAGGGACGAUUCAAGACACUGUACAUGCAGCAGUGUUACACGGACACUACUGUCGGUGGCAGCAAUGUCAGCAGCAACCGUGAUCAAUGA
This is a messenger RNA of Aspergillus clavatus NRRL 1, 4092 nucleotides long. Its product is annotated as putative ABC transporter. The transcript has 6 exons. The coding region runs from base 1 to 4092 and encodes 1363 amino acids. Gene Ontology annotation, biological process: transmembrane transport. The record is from RefSeq and is a predicted model, not a curated record. Gene Ontology annotation, cellular component: membrane. NCBI's taxonomy places the organism in Eukaryota, Fungi, Ascomycota, Eurotiomycetes, Eurotiales, Aspergillaceae. Gene Ontology annotation, molecular function: ATP hydrolysis activity; ATP binding; ABC-type transporter activity.